Molecule: messenger RNA, 4424 nt
Organism: Carassius carassius (crucian carp)
Lineage: Eukaryota; Metazoa; Chordata; Actinopteri; Cypriniformes; Cyprinidae
Product: trichohyalin-like
Exons: 4
Coding region: 3055-4272 (405 amino acids)
Source: RefSeq, a predicted model, not a curated record
AUUUGUUUUUAAAUGUUCAAAAUCACCUUCACUAUUAUUACAGCAAUAUGCCUCCAUCAUCAGACCACAACUAUACUGACAGAACUAAUUAAAUCCAGUAAUAACACAGAAGGUCACAAUUCAGCCUUUUUAAAAUCAUGUAUAGCAAGCUGCCAUGGCACAAUCCAGAGAUUACGUUGGAGACUUCCUGACAGAAUUCAAGGAGCAGAUAAUUACGAGAGCGACUCGGGUCAGUGAAAUUGCUGAGGAUGUUAUCUCCCAAAGUCUGAUUCAUGAUGUGGCAGCUCAACAAAUGCAGGCUGCUCCAAGCAAGCAGGAGGCAAUGAGGCUCCUGUUUAAGGCUUUGGAAAGACAGCCACCCCUAAACAGAGUGUCCUUCCAUCUCAUCCUGAGAAUGACAGAGCCUGAACUGAUUUAAGAACUAGAAUGGAGACUAUGCAACAGCAAGCACACACAAACAGAGAGAAGCAGUCCUCCCAGAGAAAAAAUAAAACAGGAUGACAAGAAUGGGCAUACAAGUGACAUCCAGAAGAGAAAAGAUUUUCUUAAAAAGUGUAGACUGAAAACAAUGCGUGCCAUUGAGCAGAUCGAGAAAUUCUGGGAAGGAACUAAGCAAGAAAGGACGGAGAUAGACAACAUGAGGCAGAUGAUUCAGCAACAGCAAGACGAGAUAGCCAGGAUGACCACAGAGAAAAGACAACUUGAGAGAACUAUUACUCACAUGAAAGCCAAGAUGGACCACAUCUGUGAAAGAAUGGAUCGGAAUAAAGAAGAGGUAAAUAGAGAGAGAGAGAGGAUUGAGCAGAUGAGAUCUGACCUCCAAACUGAGCAAACCACCCUGAAGCAAAAGCGUGAUGAAAUCAUGAGAGAGAGACAGAUCUUGGAGAUGAUCAGAUAUGAGACUCUGAGACAGAAGGAGGAGCUGGAGAGCAACUAUGAAAGCAAAAAAGUAUGAGAUGGAACAAAUGAAAAGUGCCAUACAAGUUCAGAUCAAUGAGAUGGAGAUGAAGAUUGAGGAAACACAGAAAACAAAGUGUCAGACGGAGCAGAUGAGAUCUGAAAUAGAGGAGGAAAAAGCAGAGUUGGAGAGAAAGAAGGAUGACAUCAAGAGGCAAAGAGACCAGUUUGAACAGAUUAAAGCUGAUAUACAGCAAGUUAAGAUGGAAAUGGAACAAAGGUGGCAUGAAACAGAGAAAGAAGGGCUGGAACGGACCGCUAUAAUUCAGAAAGAGAAAGAUGAGCUGAAGUACCUGCAAGAUGAGAUUCAAAGAGCAAGAGAAGAGGUUGAAAGAAACAGAGCAUUUUCAAAACAAGAGAAUGAGAGAAUAAACCAACUGAGAGCUCAAACACUUACAGAAAACAACCUAAUUGAAAAGAAAUGGCAAAAGAAAUGGAAAUGGAAAAAGAUCUGAAAGAGAUGAAACAUGAAAUUGAGAGAGGUCGAGAGGAGCUGAUGAUGAAUGAAGAGCUGGUCAAAAAGGAAUGGGAAAAAAUCGAACAGGCCAAAGUGGACGUAGACAAUCACAAGACAUCUAUGGAUGCCAGAGUUGAGGACAUAAAAACAGAAACUGUUAGGCUGAAACAUAUGAAAAUAGAGAUGCAGAAAGAUAAAGAUAUUCUAGAAAAACAGAAGGAAGACAUACAGAAAGCUAAAGAAGAAAUGGAAAAGAAGAGGUAUGAGAUAGUGACAGAGGAGUUAGAGCACAGAGCUCGGCUGCAGAGGGAGAGAGACAAGCUGGAGAGUGUAAGAGCAGAGGUACAAAGGGCUAAUGAUAUGGAGAAAGCAAAGAUACUGAAAGAGAAGGAAGAAAGCAUUAAUAUAAGAAAAGAAGCCAGACAAGAAAGAGAAAUGACAGAACUGAUCAAAGCAGAGAUCAAGGCUGAAAAAGACAGCUUGAACCAAAGACAAGAGGAAAUGCUGAGGGACAGACAACAGCUAGAAAGAAUUGAACGUGAGAUGGACAGAGCCAAAGAGGAGAUCUAAAAAAAAGCAAAGAAGUCACAAUCCGGGAAAAUUAGAAAAUUAAAAAAAUGAAUGCUGAAAUUCAAGAAAAAAAAUUGAAGAUAUUGAGAAGAAGGUUGAGGAGAUCCAAAAAAACAAAAGAAAAAAUGGAGGAGACAAAGGCUGAGUUGGGGGAAGAGUGGGAGGAGCUGGAAAGAAAGAGAGAAUUAGUGAGAAUAGAGACCGAACAGUGUGAGUUCCUCAGAAGUGAAAUCCUCAAGGUGAAGGAGGCAAUGGAGAGCAGGUGGCAUGAAACAGAGAAAGAGGAGGUGGAACUCAGAGCAAAAACUCAGCAUGAGCUAGACAGACUGGAGAAAUUAAGGGAUGAGGUCCAAAUAUCCCAGAAAAAUAUUGAAGAGAGCAGGAAUGAGCUCAUGCAAUGGAAGGAUAGUCUUGAAAAAAUGAUGGUUCAGGCAGAAGAAGACAAACGUGCAGCUGUCAAACAGAUGGAUGAGGCUAAAGCAAAGAAAGAAAAGCUGAAAAAAAUGGUAGAAAAGAUGGAGAAAGAUCGAGGGGAGAUUAAUAACAGCAGAGAACAGGCUAAUCAAGAAGCAGAUGAAAUCAAAAGGAUGAGAAAUGAGCUACAAAGACAGCAGGCAGAAAUAGAGAACAGGAUUAGAGUGGCAAAACAAGAAAAAGAGGAGGCAAUCCAUGCCAUACUUGCAGUCCAAGAGGCUCAGAUGCUCUUAAAAAAGCAAAUGGAAGAGUCAGAAAAAAGACAGUAUGAAGCCAUAACAGAGGCAUUGGAGCAAAGAGAUGAAAUACACAAAAAAACAGAGGAGUUAGAAAAAAUAAAUGAAGAAAUACAAAGAGCCAGGCAUGAGCUAGAAAAGUUGAGGCAUUCUGAAAAAGAAAGCAGAGAGCAGAAAAUGUUAGAGGACACACAGCAAGAGAGAGAGUUUGUUGGGCAAAUGAAAAUAGCUGUGCUGAAGGACAAGGGGGAUCAGGAAAAGUCUUUAGCUGAGAUAGAGAAGAAGAGAGAGGAGCUCAAACAGAUUAGAGUUCAGGUCCAGAACGAGAAGAAAGAUCUAGAAAAAUGAAGGUCUGAGAUUAUGAGAUAUGACAUAGAACAGAGGGCUCAGGUAGAGAGACAAAGAGAAGAACUUGAGAAGAUCAAGACUCAGUUAGUUAUUGACACAAAGACCAUGAACAGAAGCAAAGAAUUAGCGCAACAAGACAGAGAGAAAGUCGAGUGUAUUAUGAUUGAGAUCCAGAAACAAAGAGAGGAAGUGAAUAAAAGGUUAGAGGAGACAAAACGACGAGAGGACGCUUUGAGGAAGAUGACAGAGGACAUAGAGCAUGAGAGAGAAGACCUGGAGAAGAUUUGUGUGGAAACGCUGAGAGGGAAAGACACAUAUGAAGAGGUCAAGGAUGAGAUUACCAGAGUGAGAGCGGAGAUAAAGAGGUUGUGGGAUGAGGCUGAAAAGGGAGAGCUGGAGGAACGAGAGAGAUUAAACAGGGAGAAGAUGGAGACGAUGGGGAAGAUAGAAGCUAUGAAGAAGGAGCUGGGUGAGAUUGAAAACACAAAGGUGGAGUUAAUUAAACAAAAGAAGGACAUUGACGUAAAGAUGGAAAAGGAAAGGUUGGAAAUGACUAAACUUGAAAAGAUGAAAGCAGACCUCCAAAAACAGAAAGAAGAUAUUGAAAUCCAGAUGAUGGAAGCAAAGUGUGAGAGAUACCAGAUGGAACUGAUGAGGACUGAGAUCUUAAAACAAAAAGAGGAUGUUGAAAGCAAAAUGGAGCUAGCAAAAGCAGAAAUGGACAAAAUGCAGCUUGUCAAAGAGGAAAUACAAAGACAAAGAGAAGAGCUUGAUGAAAGGAUACAGAAAACCAAACGAGAGAUUGGAGAAAUGGAGCUCAUGAAGAGAGAAAUGGAAGCGAAGAAGAAAGAACUUGAGAAAAGGAUGAAAUUGACCAUGAGGAAGAAGGACGAGAUGGAACGACUGAAGAUGGAGAUACAAAGAGCAAAAGAUGAGAUGGAACGUAAAAGAGUGAAGACAGAGAGGCAGAAGUAUGAAAUGGAGCAAGUUAAAGCUGAAAUCCAAAGAGCGAGAGAGGAGUUUGAAUUUAGGAUGGAGAAGAGAGAUUUAGAAGAAGAGAAAGGGCAGAUGAACCUCACUAUAAUGUACCUUAUCCAACAGAUUGAGGUGACAAGAGAAAUGGUGCGAAAAGCAAAAUUCCAGAUUGAAAGUCGAAUGGCAGGAAGUCAGAUGGACAACAGACCUAGAAGAGAUGAAUGCCGAAAUGCAGAGGCUCAUUUUGGAGGUUGAACACAUCCGUGAAAUGCUGCGAGGUCUUAAGGGUGAUGUGGAACACAACAAGGAAAUGAUGAAGAGAGACAGGGAUGAGAUGAAACUGCUGGAGAAUGAAGUUCAACGAAGGAGAAGAGAGAUUGAAUACAGAGAAGAAAAGAUUACGAGGG